AUGACCUAUCCCAGUAAACACCUCCCAUCAGUCUUUGCGAUAGAUCCUCUACAUCCCGAUGUCCAACACAUGGUGAAAGGCCGCUUCAGGCUGAUCACUUGCGAUCAGCCCGAGAUAUCGAGAUGGAAGGACGAUGCGGACGCGCUUAUCGUCCGAGGUAGCUCUAUUGCGUCUGAAGACCUCGCUCAAUGCAAACGCCUGAGAUGGGUACAGAAGCACGGCGUCGGGGUCGAUCAACUCGACAUAGGUGCUCUGAAGAAUGCGAACGUCGGUCUGAUGAACACGCCCGGUGCAAAUGCCAUAGGCGUUGCGGAAGUCGCAUUGGCACUUGCGAUGGCUGUCGGCCGAGAGAUCGCGAUCAUCAACGCUAGGAUCAAAGCUGGGCAAUACUUGACACAAAAGUCUGGGCUGACCGGAUUAACGUUGACCGGGACUACCCUCCUUAUCAUCGGCGGAGGGAACAUCGGCUUGACCGUCGGCAAAAUGUUCCACGGAGCAUUCGGCUGCUCACUUCUCGUCUUCGAUCCUUACAUCUCUGCUGCCGCAAAAGCUGCCUGGGAGUCAACGAUCCCGAGUGCGAAUUUGCAAUGGAUCCAGGACCUGGACACGCAGGGAUAUCCGGUCGCCGACGUCAUCUCGCUUCAUAUUCCCCUAUUGCCGUCGACAAAGGACAUGAUCGGCAAGGCGCAGUUUGCCAAGAUGAAGCCGACUGCCAUAAUCGUUAACACUGCCCGCGGCGGUAUCAUCAACGAAGAUGACCUGAUUGACGCCCUCGAUCAGGGCCUGAUCCACGGAGCCGGACUAGAUGCCAUGGCUGUAGAGCCGCCGACCGUUGACAGCAAUCCGCGGUUGGUCAAGCACGAGCGAUGCAUCGUCACCCCUCACAUCGGCGGUUCUGCACUGAGCGUCCAACGAGACGUCGCUCGGUCCUGCAUUGAACACCUGGCGGAAGUCUUUUCCGGGAAGGCCCCUCGGGAUCAAAUCUGUUAA
Messenger RNA from Filobasidium floriforme, 990 nucleotides. Its product is annotated as D-isomer specific 2-hydroxyacid dehydrogenase. The record is from RefSeq and is a predicted model, not a curated record. NCBI's taxonomy places the organism in Eukaryota, Fungi, Basidiomycota, Tremellomycetes, Filobasidiales, Filobasidiaceae. Gene Ontology annotation, molecular function: phosphoglycerate dehydrogenase activity; NAD binding. The coding region runs from base 1 to 990 and encodes 329 amino acids. The transcript has 4 exons.